UCGUCUAAGAAAGAAUCGUGACUCAAGCGUCUGAAUAAUAAUCGUUCGAAUUCGGUUCCACACGAAAAUGAUGGAGAAACCCAAUCGUAUCGUGCUCUCGCUCCUCGUUUUAGCGAUCGUUGGAGUUCACUCUGCUUCCCAAAGUCUCGAUUCGAGCGAUGCCUCUUCCACAGUUGCAGAGCAGAGUGAUUCGUUUUUGGGAGCAGCGCCUGUCGCCCAAGAGGGUGUCAGAAGAAGGAGAACUCCUGGGGGAUCCAACGACUCCGACGAAAAGUUGACACGCAUAAAAGCAAUACUCAGAAGCUACGCAGUCGAACCUCAAGUACCGCCAGUCGAAACUCCAGAUCAAAGGGAACGGAGGCUGGCAGUCGGACGACUUAACCGAAGAAUUAACCAACUGAUGCAGGAUCAACGCUUGAAUUGGAAUGUUGCGGUCGCACAAGCAUAUGCAGAAAAUCGUGCGGAGUUCAACCAAUUGGAUGCACAACGUAGAAACUAAAGUCUUGGCAGUAUUCGAUCCAUUGUACUGUCAUUUUAACAAUUAUCAAGCUGAGAAUCUGUCGAAUAAUGAUCUUCAUUUAAAAAAUUAUAUUCCAAAAUCCUCUUAUGAAAUAAUCUCUGCAGCAGAUGAGUCUAUCAUUGUUUUACUAUGAUAGAGUCGAAUCUACAUUUUUCGUAACCGCGCUGUUAAGCAACGAUUACGAUUGUUACAGAAAAACUGCGUACAGGGCGAAUGCUUCGUUCUUUUUAUUAAUAAUAUCAAUAUACAGAUGCACUGAGAAAAAAAAAUUGUUGAUUCAACAGCAAUUGAUG
Venturia canescens is the source of this 813-nucleotide messenger RNA. RefSeq lists its product as uncharacterized. The record is from RefSeq and is a predicted model, not a curated record. The transcript has 2 exons. NCBI's taxonomy places the organism in Eukaryota, Metazoa, Arthropoda, Insecta, Hymenoptera, Ichneumonidae. The coding region runs from base 68 to 499 and encodes 143 amino acids.